AUGUCUCGCAUCCAGAUUCCUCUCGACGUUAUAACGUCCCGCCUCAACUUCGGCGAUCGCUUUCAGGGCCUUCGAUCUGGCCCCCUCAGCGGACGCUUCUCCAACUUGCGACCCGUCGGCGAGUUUCUCGACUUCAAGCGUCUCUCCAAGCCUGCCAACUUUGUCGAGAUGCAGUCGCGCGUCAACUACAACUUGAGCCACUAUUCCAGCAACUAUGCUGUUAUCUUCGUUAUGCUGAGCAUUUACGCCUUGCUCACAAACUGGUUGCUGCUCUUCGACAUCAUCCUUGUAGUUGUCGGCAUGUGGUUCAUUGGCAAGCUCGAUGGCCACGAUCUCGAGAUUGGCACUUUCCGUGCUUCUUGUUCGCAGCUUUAUACUGCACUCGUUUGCGUCGCCGUUCCUCUGGGUCUGAUUGCUUCACCUUUCACUACCCUGCUCUGGCUCAUUGGCGCAUCUGGCGUGACCAUCCUCGGUCACGCUGCAUUUUUGGACAAGCCCAUCGAUGAGGCUUUUUCCGGGGAGGCGGUCUAG
This is a messenger RNA of Fusarium verticillioides 7600, 531 nucleotides long. RefSeq lists its product as hypothetical. Gene Ontology annotation, cellular component: Golgi apparatus. The record is from RefSeq and is a predicted model, not a curated record. The transcript has a single exon. Bases 1 to 531 code for a protein of 176 amino acids. Lineage: Eukaryota; Fungi; Ascomycota; Sordariomycetes; Hypocreales; Nectriaceae.